Molecule: messenger RNA, 2292 nt
Organism: Didymodactylos carnosus
Lineage: Eukaryota; Metazoa; Rotifera; Eurotatoria; Philodinida; Philodinidae
Source: the annotation of a GenBank genome assembly
AUGAUUAGGUUGAAGAUAUGGAUAUCAGCUUUGAUUCUCUUCCAACAAAUAAAUCUGACAAAGGAUCUCACUGUGACAGAGGAUUAUCAGCAAUAUGACAAAGGGUCUCAAACUGUGGCAGAGAUAUUUGAAUCACCGUGUAUUACAUUAUCAAUGAAUUGCACGAUAUCAUCUCAUACAAUUUGCUAUGUUUGUCGAUCUCAUAUUGAUGGCUCAUCAAUGACUAUAGCGGCUGAAGAUCGAGAUAUGAUAUUUGUAACGAAAAAUGUAAUGAUACGUGAAGGUUCAAGAUGUUGUCGUAAACACUUAGAAGAUCAUCGUUUAAUGCCCGCUUCAAUAAACAUAAUUAAGCCACACAAGAUAGAAAUUAUCUCACUUAAAGCUGGUGAUGUUCAGAUGUUAAUAAAUAAGUCUCAGAUACUUUACAAUCAGAAAAAACGUCUAGAUUUUGACGAUUGUAAUGCGAUUUCUGACGACGAGUAUUAUAACUUAACGAGUUUGAACAAAGGUCAAUUCGAUAGUUUAAUAAAAGAGAUAGCGGCUUUUCCAAUUCGAAAUACAGCAGUUAGGUCGAUUCGUACUGCGGUGGUGUGUUUAUUAUGUAAAUUACGCUUGGGUUUGUCUAACACAAUUCUGGCUUUGCUAUUCGAGUCACCUGAUAAACGCGCUGUGUCGCGCGCUAUUGGAACUGCUCGUAAAGCAAUAAUGAAAGAUUUCGUUCCGUACCACCUGGGAAUUUCGCAUAUUACUCGUCGUCAGAUAAUAGAUAAUCAUACAACAACAAUAGCACGUGAACUCAUGGGUGGAGGAAAUGAUACGCUUGUGUUGGUCAUUGAUGGAACAUACAUUUAUAUACAGAAGGAUGUAGUUGUUGUGGACCGUGGCUUCAGAGAUUGUUUAGGAGUGAUGUAUUCAUUAGGAUUGGAUGUGGCUAUGCCACCAUUUUUAGAUGGUCAAAAACAAUUUUCAACUGCACAAGCUAACCGCUCUCGAUGCAUAACGAAAGUGCGAUUUAUCGUAGAGACUGUUUGUUAUCAGAAGAAGAGAUUGGAGACAUCACUUUAGGUAACACAUUAACAAGCAAUCCUCUCAUUCAAGAAAAUUUUAUGUACCAUAUGACUAUUUUAGGAGUGUUCUAGUUAAAGCGUGCAAGAUCGUAUGCCGAAGAGCACUGUUCUUCGACAAAAUUAACCGAGUCUGUAUCCUAUCUUGUUCAAAAGUGUAAAACAAUCCCUAAUAUUAUACGGGUGUCCACGCAAUCUGCAAAUAUCAGACGGAAGUCCUAUCACCCUGUCAUACAAUUCACACAAGACGAAAUAAUGGGCUGGUAUUGCGAUUGUCUAACUGGAAGCCGUAUUAUAGGUUGCUGUAGUCAUGUGGCUUCUGCAGUUUAGUUUUUAAGUUACGAACGCUGGCAGACCAAAGAACGUAACAUGCCCUCGGGUGAUUUUGUUAGAUUAGCUACUGACAGCAUUCAGGUGUCAGACUUUUAUGACUCGACGGAUGAUGAAGACGAGAACUGCUACUCCUUAACAUAAUUUCUUCCUACUUCUAUACAUACGUGUGAGUCUGUUUUGAUUUAUAAAAAAUAAAAGCACUAUAUCUGAUUCAGUGAUUUCUUCAAAUGUGUUCACAAACAACAAUUCAAACAAUAAAUAUAUCUCUUUCGAAACAAAACUUUUCAUGUAUAUAUCUCGCAGUAGUAGGCUACAUUUCUACAGCAAAAAGCAUUAAAGAAGAAGAAUAAUAUCUUCUAUUGUUCUCUAUCACUCCCUGACAUUUUAUUUCUCGAUAGAAAUACUUUCUCCUUCGCUGUAUGUAUGCCUGGCCUUUCGUACACUAUUGUAUCAAUAUUUUUAAAAAUACACUUCUUUAUUUGUAAUCACAUUCUAUCAAUCGUCCUUCUCUACCCUUCGACAGCAAUACCGUAUAUUCCUCCCUCGACGACAUAUGGUCAAAAAACAAAAGAAAUCACUCAAAUCUUUCUCCAUCGAAUAAAAUCGCUCAUAACGAGUACGUUAACAUUUUCUAGUGUCUAUCUUCUAUAUCAUAUUGCAGUUUAUGAAAUACUCUAUGGAAUUGCACAUAAAGCAGCGUUCUAACACACACACAAAAAAAUAAUUAACAUCAAUGACCUUCACACGCCAGUUUGCUCAUAUGCUACCGGUAUUUCGAAUCUUGGCCUUACCCCGACACAACUUCUUAAGGUUGUGUCAUAUAUCAUUUUGUAGCCCGUGAAAUUCUCAAUCGAAUCGUAUAUGAAGUAGACUGGUUAACGACCGAAUAACGGAG